Neogale vison (American mink) is the source of this 690-nucleotide messenger RNA. RefSeq names its product chromosome 2 C1orf185 homolog (gene C2H1orf185). Bases 1 to 690 code for a protein of 229 amino acids. NCBI's taxonomy places the organism in Eukaryota, Metazoa, Chordata, Mammalia, Carnivora, Mustelidae. The transcript has 5 exons. The record is from RefSeq and is a predicted model, not a curated record.
AUGAGGAUUUUGGAAGGUUUUUUUAACCACUUAACUUAUUUUCUGGCUGCUGGUGCUGUUACUUUGGGAAUUGGUUUCUUUGCUUUGGCAUCAGCUUUGUGGUUCCUGAUUUGCAAACGAAGAGAAAUAUUUCGAAAUUCCAAAUUUAAAGCAAUUGAUGAGAGAUGCAGGCAAAGAUCAUCAAAGGGAAAGAUUAAAUCUCAUUCUCAUUGUGUCUUUAUUUCUCGAAAUUUUCAUACUGGAGAAUUCCUAUCACAGGAGGAGAAAAGAAAAAAGGAAACAGCACAUAUAAAAGCAAUUAAAGAUCACUCUAAAGACGAAUUCUGCCUUGCAACGCAAAAGGUCAUUUGUGACCCCUCAGAGACUAGCUUGGCAACACAUCCCAGCAGUGUUACCUUAACCUUAUCAACACUACCGUCUAAUUCUUAUCACAGCCAAAGUAUAGAAGCAGCUGAUGACUGGUUUUUUGAUGAUACUCUAGCAAAAAAGAACUCUUCAAUGCCUUUUCUCAGGGAACCUCUACUGGAAAAAGUAUUUUCAUACCUGUCAACAAUUUCCUUAGAAGACUGUACUGAAAACGUACUGAAUAUGGCACUUUAUGAUGAUCAGAAAGAUGACAGCAUUAAGGAAAUAUUUUCACGAAGAAAUGCAGAGGUUGAAAUACAAAACCUUCAACAUAAUAUUGAAUGA